AUGGGAAGGCAGCCUUGUUGUGAUAAGAUUGGUUUGAAACGAGGGCCCUGGACUAUUGAGGAAGAUCACAAGCUCAUCAACUUCAUCCUCAACAAUGGCAUCCAUUGCUGGCGUAUGGUUCCCAAGCUUGCAGGUCUGCUAAGAUGUGGGAAGAGCUGCAGAUUGAGAUGGAUUAAUUAUCUGAGGCCAGACCUCAAAAGAGGUGGCUUCACUGAAACGGAAGAGGAUCAGAUUAUUCAGCUACACUCUCGUCUUGGUAACAGGUGGUCUAAGAUUGCUGCACAUUUUCCUGGGAGGACGGACAACGAAAUCAAGAACCAUUGGAACACAAGGAUCAAGAAGAAGAUGAAGCUGACUGGUCUGGACCCUGUGACACACGUGCCGAUUGAGCAAAUGCAAAAGCAAAUCACUGAUGAUGAUAAUAAGAGACAGAGAAACCAGACAAGGCCGAGCUCCGAAGAAAAUGUGGAGAUCAUCAUGAAGCCCUCGGACAGUAGCGGCUGCACACAAGUUGUUUCAGAAGAACAAGGGAACAAGGAAGAACUAAACAAGGUGACCUGGGAUGAUACCUAUGAUCUUCCCAACAAAAACGACAAAAUAUGUUCCGACCUGGACUUCGGGUCACGGAUGAACCCAGACAAAAACACCAGUACUACCAGCUCUUCAUCUUUUUCUCUGGAAGAUUCUAGCCACCUUUCCAUGAGUGACUCUUCUUACCUGCAGGAGAACUCUUUAAUGGAAUGGGUUGAUAGUAUCAAUAUAGAAUCCAUUCUCCAAUGGGACGCCUUCGAUCCUCUGGAUCAGGAUCUUUCCUACUUUGGAAAUAGAUAAUCAGUAAUAACAACCCUUAAAACUUCCCCUACUGUGACAAUCUCUCUAAAGCAAAAUAACAUCUCUGAGGAAAGCUAAAUGUAAACAAGUUUGCUACGUACUUUGAUCGA
This is a messenger RNA of Neltuma alba, 941 nucleotides long. RefSeq names its product myb-related protein 315-like. The coding region runs from base 1 to 831 and encodes 276 amino acids. Lineage: Eukaryota; Viridiplantae; Streptophyta; Magnoliopsida; Fabales; Fabaceae. The transcript has 3 exons. The record is from RefSeq and is a predicted model, not a curated record.